Gorilla gorilla gorilla (western lowland gorilla) is the source of this 2531-nucleotide messenger RNA. RefSeq names its product large ribosomal subunit protein uL10-like. Gene Ontology annotation, molecular function: large ribosomal subunit rRNA binding; structural constituent of ribosome. The record is from RefSeq and is a predicted model, not a curated record. Gene Ontology annotation, biological process: ribosomal large subunit assembly; ribosome biogenesis; cytoplasmic translation. The transcript has 4 exons. The coding region runs from base 1035 to 1994 and encodes 319 amino acids. Gene Ontology annotation, cellular component: cytosolic large ribosomal subunit. NCBI's taxonomy places the organism in Eukaryota, Metazoa, Chordata, Mammalia, Primates, Hominidae.
GGGGAAACCCAUUUCACUUGCUCUCAUUCUCUCUCUCUUCUCUUGUCUACUGCCAUGUAAGACGUGUCUUUCACCUUCUGCCAUGAUUGUGAGGCCUCCCCAGCCACGUGGAACUGAGUGUCAGCCGUGACCCUUAUGAUGGAUGAGAAGAGGUAUCAUGCCUUUUCCACCCCUACACCUGGAAGGAAGGUUCUGCAGAGAGUUCAUGGGAGACGAUAUGUGGAAUGUAAUCAGAGCAUACCUCUUAAUACUUAAGAGCCUUUGCAGGGAGAUCUCUCUUCCCAUCUCCUUCCUGGAAGACAGAAGCCUUGUGCGAGCCCCUUGUGUGAUGUCACCCCAGCUAGGGCCACCGGACGUUGGUCCUCAGCAGGGAGACUUUGGGUCCUCCACCAGGACCCAGGGCUGACCUGCAUGGCCAGGCCCCAUGGCCUGGGUAGAACCUUGUUUCAGCUCCAGUGGCACAAAUUGCUUUCGUAAUAACAGGAAAAAACGAUCAAUGAACCUUCAUUUAAGAAAAAACACAGCGUUCUCAUGGGAACCAAGAAGACAAGCCCUUAAUGCAAAGUGUAUUCAGAGAGAAGAAAACAAGAAAAGCAGAGACGAUUGGAUUACAGCAAUUGCUCUUAUAACUCCUCUCCGCCCACCCCCUCGAUGAGAAGCUGGUUUGAAGGACUGAGUAUCAAAUCCCUACUGAGCUCUGAGGUUCCAGGUGUGGAUGGAGUGUGGGGUCCAUGUGUGUGUCAGUGUGUGUGGGUGUGAUUGUGUGAGCAACUGGGUGUGUAAGGUUCAGGCCCAGUCGGCUUGUCCAGACGCCAGGCCUGAGAUGCCCUGAGGGUGCUAAGAGGGGUAGAGAGACACCAAAGGAACACAGGCUUCGAAACGAGGCAGAAUUGAGUUGGAGUCCCAACCCCACCAACCUCAUCUCUCUUCACUCUUCAGGCAGCAUAGAAAACAAUGCCUGCCUCUUGCCAGGCGUCCUCAUGGAAGUGACAUCAUCUUUAAACGUGUGUGGCAAUCCCUGACGCACCGCCGUGAUGCCCAGGGAAGACAGGGUGACCUGGAGACCCAACUACUUCCUUAAGAUCAUCCAGCUAUUGGAUGAUUAUCUGAAAUGUUUCAUCGUGGGAGCAGACAAUGUGGGCUCCAAGCAGAUGCAGCAGAUCCGCAUGUCCCUCUGCAGGAAGGAAGUGGUGCUGAUGGGCAAGAACGCCAUGACGCGCAAGGCCAUCCGAGGGCACCUGGAAAACAGCCCAGCUCUGGAGAAACUGCUGCCUCGCAUCCGGGGGAAUGUGGGCUUUGUGUUCACCAAGGAGGACCUCACUGAGAUCAGGGACAUGCUGCUGGCCAAUAAGGUGCCAGCUGCCACCCGUGCUGGUGCCAUUACCCCAUGUGAAGUCACGGUGCCAGCCCAGAAUACUGGUCUGGACCCCGAGAAGACCUCCUUUUUCCAGGCUUUAGGUAUCACCACUAAAAUCUCCAGGGGCGCCAUUGAAAUCCUGAGUGAUGUGCAGCUGAUCAAGACGGGAGACAAAGUGGGAGCCAGUGAAGCCACACUGCUGACCAUGCUCAACAUCUCCCCCUUGUCCUCUGGGCUGCUCAUCCAGCAGGUGUUCGACAACGGCAGCAUCUACAACCCUGAAGUGCUUGACAUCACAGAGGAAACUCUGUAUUCUCGCUUCCUGGAGGGUGUCCUCAAUGUUGCCAGUGUCUGUCCGCAGAUCCACUACCCAACUGUUGCAUCAGUGCCCCAUUCUAUCAUUGACGGGUACAAACGAGUCCUGGCCUUGUCUGUGGAGACUGAUGACACCUUCCUGCUUGCUGAAAAGGUCAAGGCCUUCUUGGCUGAUCCAUCUGCCUUUGUGGCUGCAGCCCCUGUGGCCGCUGCCACCACAGCUGCUCCUGCUGCUGCUGCUGCUGUAGCCCCAGCUAAAGUUGAAGCCAAGGAAGAGUCGGAGGGAGGAGUCGGACGAGGAUAUGGGAUUUGGUCUGUUUGACUAAUCACCAAAAAGCAACCAACUUAGCCAGCUUUAUUUGCAAAACAAGGAAAUAAAGGCUUACUUCUUUAAAAAAAAAAAAAAAGAAAAGAAAAAAAGAAGAAAGAAAGAAAGAAAGAAAGAAAAGAAAAAAAAUAAAACAACACUUGCUCCCACGGUUGUGACAGUGGGGUUUAAAGAAAAUGAGCAGGCGCCGGGCGCGGUGGCUCAAGCCUGUAAUCCCAGCACUUUGGGAGGCCGAGGCGGGCAGACCACGAGGUCAGGAGAUCGAGACCAUCCUGGCUAGCACUGUGAAACCCCAUCUGUACUAAAAAUACAAAAAAUUAGCCGGGCGUGGUGGCGGGCACCUGUAGUCCCAGCUGCUCGGGAGGCUGAGGCAGGAGAAUGGCAUGAACCCAGGAGGCAGAGCUUGCAAUGAGCCGAGAUCGCGCCACUGCACUCCAGCCUGGGUGACUGAGCCAGACUCCGUCUCAAAAAAAAAAAAAAAAAAAAAAAAAAAAAAAAAAAAAAAAAAAAGAAAGAAAAAGAAAAAGAAAA